CGAGCGGCUGCGUGCAGCUGCUGCAGGCGGUGGACACGGAGUACUCGGCGGACGCGGUGGAGUGGUGCCCGUUGGAAGGCUGCAGGCACGUGCUGGCCUGCGGCACCUACCAGCUGCAGGAGCCGGAGGACGAGAGCGAGCAGGACGUCCCUAAGCCCCAGGCCCGGCUGGGCCGUCUCUACCUGUACAGCUGCGAUGACGGCUCUGUGGCUGAGAUCCAAAGAACAGACAUGGCUGCCAUCCUGGACAUGAAAUGGUGCCAUGUCCCGGUGGCCGGCCAUGCCCUCUUGGCUGUGGCCGAUGCUGAUGGGCUCAUAGGGCUGUACCAGCUGCUGGGAUCCAAGGAGACCACCUACACCCUGCAGCCAUUGGCCAGCUUUGCCCUGGGCAAGCAGUGUCUGGCCUUGUCCCUGGAUUGGUCCACUGGGAAGGCGGAAAGGGCCAGUCCGCAGCCCUUAAAAAUCAUCAGCAGCGACUCCAAGGGCCAGUUGCACCUCCUGAAGCUGGACGAGGCGGGGCCCGGGCUGCACGAGGUGGCCACCUGGCAGGCCCACAGCUUCGAGGCCUGGAUUGCAGCUUUCAAUUACUGGCAGACGGAAGUGGUAUAUUCAGGUGGGGACGACAGCCUGCUGAGGGGCUGGGACACCAGGGCACCUGGCGAGCCUACGUUCACCAGCAGGAGCUAUGACGAGCACGUUCUGCUGUGGGACACGCGGAACAUGAAGCAGCCGUUCGCAGACGUGCCUGUGCAGGGCGGGGUGUGGAGGCUCCGGUGGCACCCCCUGCACAGCCACCUGCUCCUGGCCGCCUGCAUGCACGGUGGCUUCAGUGUCAUCGACUGCCAGCAGGCCACGGAGAAGCAGCAGGACAUGUGUACUAUCUCUGUGUCCCGCACGCUGCCCAGUUCCCUGCUGUACGGAGCCGACUGGUCCUGGCUCACCUUCUGCCGCCUGCCUGAGACUGAGCCAUCAUCCCACUCGGGGUCCUUGUCCGGCAGCGACCCAGGAGCCGGAACAGAAGACGAGGCUGGAGACCAGUGGCCGGAACCUCCCUGUCCUGGUAGUCUAACAGCCGACGGGAGCGGAAGCAAGGAGAGGACUCCUCCCCAGCCGUCCCCUGAGGACGUGAGGAGGGGCAGCAGCCAGCUGCACAGCCCCAGGACCAAGAUCUGUGUCUGUGACUCGGGCAUGGAAGCAGACCUUAGCAUCCACCUGCUGGCCACUUGCUCCUUCUAUGACCACGUUCUUCACCUCUGGGGGUGGGAGAACAGCUGAGGCGGGGGACGGGUCCCGGCUGGGGAUCAUAAAGACCGUGCUGGGAA
Molecule: messenger RNA, 1321 nt
Organism: Myotis daubentonii (Daubenton's bat)
Lineage: Eukaryota; Metazoa; Chordata; Mammalia; Chiroptera; Vespertilionidae
Gene: DPH7
Product: diphthamide biosynthesis 7
Exons: 8
Coding region: 231-1274 (347 amino acids)
Biological process (GO): protein histidyl modification to diphthamide
Cellular component (GO): cytoplasm
Molecular function (GO): protein binding; diphthine methylesterase activity
Source: RefSeq, a predicted model, not a curated record